AUGCGAGUGACAAACAUACGAGGCGGUCGGAUCUUCCGCAUCGCGGUCGCUCUGACGAUCGUGAUUAUGAUAUUGUACAUGAUAGCGACCUGGUCUGGAGUCGAUCAGCACACAGUGAAGGAUGUGUACAAUGCGCGGUUCGUAGCGAAGCGAGGUGAUGGCGAUGGUGGCGUUCCUGUCGGAGAGGAUCGAAGUCAUCCGAAGGAGGUACCGCAACUGGUGGAGGGUUUGGGUAACUUCGAACCAGUGGAUAAAUCCACACCGGAGGGACCGGGCGAAGGUGGGAAGGCGUAUGUGUUGCCCGAAGACCAGCAGAAUCGUGCCACCGAUGCUGAGAUGGAAUACGGUAUGAAUAUUGUCGUGUCAGAUGCGAUUUCUCUAGAUCGCACGAUCAAGGACACGAGGUUGGAGGAGUGCAAGCAUUGGGAUUACCCUUAUAAUUUACCCCGCACGAGUGUUAUCAUAGUCUUCCACAACGAGGGCUUCAGUGUGCUAAUGCGCACCGUGCACUCCGUGUUGAACCGUUCCCCGAAGCAUUUGCUUCACGAAAUAAUCCUCGUUGACGACUAUUCGGACAAGGAGGAUCUGAAGGGCAAGCUAGAGCGUUACAUUGAGCGUUUCGGCGGUAUGGUGCGGCUGAUACGAAACAGCGAACGAGAAGGGUUGAUUCGUACGCGUUCACGUGGCGCUAAGGAGGCGACCGGGGAGGUUAUCGUUUACCUGGACGCCCACUGCGAAGUCAAUACAAACUGGUUGCCACCGCUUCUUGCACCUAUUCAUCGUGAUCGCACCGUCAUGACCGUACCGAUCAUCGAUGGUAUCGAUCACAAGACGUUCGAGUAUCGGCCUGUUUACGCAGACGGGCAUCAUUACCGCGGCAUCUUCGAGUGGGGCAUGCUGUACAAAGAAAAUGAGGUGCCGCGUAGGGAGCAGAAGCGGCGCAAGCACGACAGUGAGCCAUAUCGCAGCCCAACACAUGCGGGUGGACUAUUCGCGAUUAAUCGUCGUUUCUUCCUGGAGCUCGGUGCUUAUGAUUCCGGUCUGCUUGUGUGGGGUGGUGAGAACUUUGAGCUAAGCUUCAAAAUUUGGCAGUGUGGCGGCAGUAUAGAGUGGGUGCCAUGCUCAAGAGUGGGGCAUGUGUAUCGUGGUUUCAUGCCGUACAAUUUUGGAAAGCUAGCGAGCAAGAAGAAGGGCCCAUUGAUCACGAUCAACUACAAGCGGGUCAUAGAAACAUGGUUCGACGGACCGUACAAGGAGUACUUUUACACACGAGAACCACUCGCCCGUUUCCUCGACAUGGGCGACAUUAGUGAACAAUUAGCGCUGAAGGAACGGCUACAGUGCAAAAGUUUUCAAUGGUACAUGGAUAACGUCGCUUACGAUGUGCUGGACAAGUAUCCGAUGCUACCGGCAAACGUCAAAUGGGGCGAACUUCACAACGUCGGUAAGGAUAUGUGCGUUGACGCGCUCGGUCGCCAGCCACCAGCCGUCAUCGGUCUGCAGCCGUGUCAUGGUCAGGGUCACAACCAGCUAAUACGGCUGAAUGGUGCAGGCCAGCUUGGUGUCGGCGAACGAUGCAUCGAAGCAUACAACGCUGAGAUAAAGCUUGCCUUCUGUCGCCUCGGUACUGUCGAUGGACCCUGGCAGUACGACGAACAUUCCGGCACACUGCUGCAUAGAACGCACAAGAAAUGCAUGGGCUAUCAGCCGCAAACCCGUCAGUUAGCGCUGAUGCCUUGCGACAUGAACAACGCGUACCAAUCAUGGAAAUUUCAAGAAAUUCAACCGCACUGGUAA
This is a messenger RNA of Anopheles marshallii, 1797 nucleotides long. RefSeq names its product N-acetylgalactosaminyltransferase 7 (gene Pgant7). Bases 1 to 1797 code for a protein of 598 amino acids. NCBI's taxonomy places the organism in Eukaryota, Metazoa, Arthropoda, Insecta, Diptera, Culicidae. The record is from RefSeq and is a predicted model, not a curated record. The transcript has a single exon. Gene Ontology annotation, cellular component: Golgi apparatus.